This is a messenger RNA of Eupeodes corollae, 3376 nucleotides long. RefSeq names its product armadillo repeat-containing protein 2. Lineage: Eukaryota; Metazoa; Arthropoda; Insecta; Diptera; Syrphidae. The transcript is spliced from 9 exons. The record is from RefSeq and is a predicted model, not a curated record. Gene Ontology annotation, biological process: cilium organization. Gene Ontology annotation, molecular function: protein binding. Bases 165 to 3119 code for a protein of 984 amino acids.
AUUAGAAUUUGCUUAUCCGGCCGAUGACACUUCAAUUCACCUGUUUCUCUGAGUUGGAGUCACGAUUUGAAGAAGUUUUCUAGAGAAUUUUAAUAUUUUAGAUAUUAAAGAAUAAAAUGUAAGAACAAUUAAUUUCAAACGAACAAAAAACACACACACACAACAUGGAAUCAUCUACAAAACCUUCAGAAGAUAGCGUUAGCACUAUUAAACUAGGACAUCAAAAGAUGCGUCGUAGGUCUCGUAGUAUGACUCCAUCGUGCAAAGAUAGUUGUUCGGACAGUGGAAGUGGUUCAUUUGACUUAAAAAAGAACAUGGCAGAAGUUAUGGCAUCAGGGGACUUUAGAGGUUCUUAUAAUCAACUUCAUUCUCCAUACGAUUCUGACCAAAGUGGUUCAGGUUUUCGGAAAACUACAGCAGAAAUUAUAAGUGAAGCUAGAACAAUGUUACAUGGAACUAGCAAUAGCGGUGUUCGUUUGGUCAGUACUCGUCGACCCAUCACCCCUAGGGAUCCACGACGACAAUUAUAUGGAAAAGUUGCUCCACCUGGACGUCCACCAAGUGCAUUUAGUCUCCGAUAUCUUCAAUUGGAGGUUCGGAAUCUACCAGCAUUGGACCCAAUUCCAAUGCCAACAAUUGAUAAAGAUUCAAACAAAUCAGCAGCUCCUUUGCAAUCAAUGGGUCCAAAAUUUGAAUCAUUUGACACAAAAUACCAACGGAAGCUUCCUGCACUUCCGCAAAAAGUUAGAACCCCACCCAGAGAAAAUGGUCAAACACCAAACCCAUCGAAGACCAAACUCACCACCAACAAAAAUGCUUCAAAUCAUUUCGAUUUGGAUUCAACAUCAGCUAGCUCAAAGCCAUCAGAGCCACAUCCGUUAGCGUUACCUGCAUUUUGUCAAGAUGAAAAUGAAAACAAUUUAUCAAAUAUUGGAAUAAAUAUUCUUUCAUCGAGAAAACUCUUCGCAAGGAACUAUGACUUGCUGGCGCAAACAUCAACGGAAACCCUUACGGAUAUGCUGAAGGAACAUUCGGGAAUCAAGGAGUGCACCGAUGAAACUAUCCAGCACAUUUAUGCCAUUUUGUUGGAGCUUUACAAUCGUAUUCGAAGUACACAUGGAACAUGGCGCAGUGCAGUCCUCGGAGGUUUAUAUGGCCUUGUUGAAUGCACAUCACCAAAAAUUUUACUCGCAAUUGCAAGGGUUGUCCUUGGGCUUCGUGUUACUGGAAGCAAUCUCACUGGAGCUUGUAAGUUGGUGUUCAAGGUAGCUCGCAACGAAGCUAAUGAUUAUCUAUUUGACGAAACCGAUGUACCGGAGCUUCUUAUCGAUGGACUGGGACGGGCUAGUCCAUUAGACGAACCAGAAGCUUGUAUUUAUGGCUAUGGAGCAGUGCGAUUCCUUACAAGUGACAGCCAACAAAACCGGGAAACAGACGUGGUAGAUUACAAUAAGAACGAUGCAUUUUGGGAGCUGACCAGCGAAUUACCACCAAAGCCCUCAACGGCACCUGAACGAGACACCAAAAUAACAACUUUCCAGUUUCGUAGCAAGCGUCAAAGUUCUCUUAAGCAAAUCUCAAUUGCUCAGCGUCUAUCGAAACAUGGGGCAGUACAAUUGAUGGUUUUGCACUUGCAAAUUGUAAAUGAAGCCGGCGCAAGGAAAAAACUUACUGGACCACCCUUGCAUGCACUGUAUCAAUUAUCAGCUGCAUUGAGAGCCUUGGCUGGAGCCCAACAAGCUAAAAACAUUGAAUUUGACAAUUUACGGGCCCAGUCAGCUCAUGAUCGUGCUUCAGCUGAUAAAAUGACUAGAUAUUUUGGCGAAACAAGCCCUGAAGUUGACUUCAUUCACCUGGAAUUAGCAUGCCCUCAUCUGAUUAAGGCUGCCGAGAUUUCGAUAGGGGAAUUGGAAAUUCAGGCUAACAUUAUAAGGACCUUGAGUGUUCUUUCAGAAGAUAUGAGGUGCUGUGAGGCUCUGGCAGAGUUUACAGGAAAAAUUGGCAUGCUUUUGGGUCCAAGUCGGCAUAUAUUAAGUGAUUCGCCAAAAAAGCUUUUGUCUAUCCUGAGCAGAUUGGGAUAUAUUUUGGGAAAUAUAUUGGCUCGUUUUAAUAGUGCUAGAAUGCAGUUCUAUCAAAACGAUGUGGCAAUGGAGUAUUUGUUCGACGCGUUGGUUUUCUACUCUAAGCAGAAACUAACUUUACAAAAUCAUUUGGGCGACACAGUUGUAGAUGUCCUGAUAAAGUUGAUUCGUGUCAUUGCUAACAUGGGCGUCAAUUGCGAAGUGGGUUGUGGACUGGGCCAGAAGAAUGGACUAGGAGAUAUAUUGCUGCAUAUUCUGAAGAGAUUAAAUCAAAUAAGAGAGACAAAUAUGAACCCUGAAAUGCAAGAACUUUUAAACGCCACUCUUGGUGCUCUCCAUAACUUAUGUUUCUAUCAGGAUCAGUCACCCGAUUCUGUUCCAAUAAGUGGGGAAAAUUGUGAAGGAAGCAUUUCUAAUAUUCUGGUCGAUUUAGGUCCUGUGUUAUGCCAGAAUUUACGAAACGGUCCCGAUCCAGUUCGAAUUGAAGCAAUUCGUGUGUUGGGAAAUCUAAGUCGCAAUCAAAUCGCUCGAAUGGCUUAUUGCAAAGCUGGCGGUCUAAGGACAAUUGUUCACUGUUUAAGUUCUCCGGAAUAUAAUCUUAGAACAAGCGCGGUUGGAGUUUUAGUUAACCUCUUAGGAGAUUGGGAGAAUCGUACUCCAUUCAUGGAACUAAAGGGGCAACUCAUUUUAAUGGAAAUGCUUAAGAUGUACCUUCAACAAGAGGAUUGGUUGGUAGCUGGAAUUAUAUGUCAAGCUUUUUGGAAUCUUCUUAUUGAUACACAUAACGUGAUCAACGUAUUGGGUGAAAAACUAACUGACGAGCUGUCUGAUAUUCUAGCCGAGUAUUUGGAUGAGCAUCGUUUUUUCAAGGGCGUUAGUCCGGAUUCAAUGUGGGAACAAUUUGCAUUGGUGGCAACAGAUCUUUUGGAAAGGAUUCAAUCGAAUCUGGGUUCUCCAUUCCAGUCCUAUGAAUUAGACAGUGGGACCGAUGAAGAUGAUGUUCAUAUCGAGGGUUUAGGUGGAGAUCAAAGUAUUUAAUGCAUAAAAUUAAACUCUACGCAAAAUUAUAAUAAUUGUUAUACGGAUAUAGAUUUUUAAGAUAUUUCAUGUAGUACCAUUUAAUCAAAAAAAAUAAAUUUGAAGAAAGUUGAUCUAAAAAAAGGGGAAACACUUACAAAUAUUAUUAAUAGUUACUUUUUUAACAUAAUUUUUAUUUACAUUCUUUAUCGUGUGUUAUAUGAAUACGAAAAUUCAUACAAUUAAUAAAGCUUACCUUUUCAUCAAAAAAAAGAAAA